UGACCGGUUCGAUGCUGGUCCGGCAUAAAGCACCCUAGGCCUGUUUGCCUACGGAACCAAUAUCGCCGACGGCGAAGAAGCAUAGAGAGAGAGAGAUCGAUCUGGAUGGCGGAAGGGGAGAACAAAGGGCUGGUGCUGCUGGACUUCUGGGUGAGCCCGUUCGGGCAGCGCUGCCGGAUCGCACUGGCGGAGAAGGGGGUGGAGUACGAGUACCGCGAGGAGAACCUGAGGGACAAGAGCCCGCUGUUGCUCAAGUCCAACCCCGUGCACAAGAAGAUCCCCGUCCUCAUCGACCACGGCAUGCCGGUGUGCGAGUCCCUCAACAUCGUCCAGUACAUCGACGAGAAAUGGCCCGACCGCGCGCCGCUGCUGCCCGCGGACCCCUACGCCCGCGCCCAAGCCCGCUUCUGGGCCGACCUCGUCGAGAAGAAGAUGUACGAAUCUGGAACGAAGCUGUGGAAGCUCAAGGGAGAGGCCCAGGAGGAGGCCAAGAAGGAGUUCAUCGAGAUCUUAAAGCUCCUGGAGGGCGAGCUGGGGGACAAGAAGUACUUCGGCGGCGAGACCUUCGGCUUGGUCGACAUCGCGCUCGUCCCCUUCACGGCCUGGUUCUACAGCUACGAGGCCUGCGCCAACUUGAGCACCGAGAAGGAGACCCCCAAGUUGGUGCCUUGGGCCAAGCGAUGCAGGGAGAGGGAGAGCGUCUCCAAGUCUCUUCCGGACCCCCUCAAGGUCUACGAGUUUGUGUGCUUCCUGAAGAAGGUAUAUGGAAUCGAGUAAGGUACGGCCUUAGUUGCAGCAACUGUUAGUCUACUGUGUUUGAACUAUGCAGGAUGGAUGUGACAGUGUCGUUAUGCUAUCUGUUUUCUCCACGAAUCUUCUUGAAUAAUUACAAAGACCGCAUCUCGCCGCUUUGUUGCGACGAUUUUGAUUGUGGAUGGCAUAGAUGUGGUCUUCUUCUCUGUGCUUGAACUAUGAUCGAACUGUGGUCUUGUUCUCUGUUUUCUCCCUGAA
Molecule: messenger RNA, 1011 nt
Organism: Musa acuminata AAA Group (dessert banana)
Lineage: Eukaryota; Viridiplantae; Streptophyta; Magnoliopsida; Zingiberales; Musaceae
Product: probable glutathione S-transferase parA
Exons: 2
Coding region: 106-777 (223 amino acids)
Biological process (GO): glutathione metabolic process
Cellular component (GO): cytoplasm
Molecular function (GO): glutathione transferase activity
Source: RefSeq, a predicted model, not a curated record